AUGGUCGAAUGCCUUCUAAUCUUUGAGAGGGCAUCUCAGGGAAGAAUUAUUUGGGAAUGUAGAAACCGGGCAUUCAGUCCCGAAGUUUUGAAUCAAGAAACUGCGAAGAAUCCAUCUAAACUCGAAAGCUUCUCUUUUCAUGGGCGAGAUCAGUCAUUAUUUAUUUUACGCUGGAAGCUCAAUCGUCUUCAUCGCAAACAUGAAUGGAGAGGCGAAGCAGAAAUCUCAGUCAUCGUCGUCACAGUCAUGAUUGGAGCGCCAGACCGGGAAGCUCAAUCAUCUUCUUCGCAAUCAUGA
Thelazia callipaeda (thelaziosis nematode) is the source of this 297-nucleotide messenger RNA. Lineage: Eukaryota; Metazoa; Nematoda; Chromadorea; Rhabditida; Thelaziidae. The record is from the annotation of a GenBank genome assembly.